CUGCAGUUCCCAGACUUGGGAUGGGAACUGCAGGUUGAUGAGCUUUGGGCCUGGGAUCUUAAUAACCAUAUAUUAAUGGUUUCAGGACUUGGAACACAGAGGGGUCAUAGUAGCCCUUAAGAUUCCAUGGGGGAAAGCUUCAAUGUCUUGCCACUGAUCCCAGGCUUGAUGACAGUCCGUCAGUUGCUCAGCCAGUCACGCGUGGAUUAAGAGUUGGCACGCCUGCCUGUUCGGGCCUUGGCGCUCACGCUGCUCACUCUCCACCUCCAUUCCCCACCCCGCCAACUCUCCAGGGUACAAAGUACAGCCGGGACUCGCGGGCGCAGCUGUUCCAAGCCGCGCAGCCUAAUCUUUCCCUAGUGAACACCUACAUGGAUUUCCAAUACCGCGCCUGGCAGGUUCCGGAGGGAGUGCUAGCCUCCUCCUGAGCUCUCUGCCCUUCAUCCUGAUUUCUACUGUCGAUAUUCCUAGGCUAGGUGAAGGGAGCUCAGAGAACUACAAGCUUUGUUAGAGAGUCGCAAUGGUUCACUCGGUUCCCCUGAACACUCCCUGCUGCAGAGUGGGGGACUACGAUCUUGUAACUCAGCAUCCCUUUAAACACAUCACUCUGGUCCUUCGUGCUCAUAAUGCUAUUGGUUUAGGUCUGGUUUCCACGGCUCAGUGUUUGCGUGGGCACUUGUGCAGCGGCCAGCCCCAAAGGGAGUUGGACCUCGCAAAGAACAUCAGAGCGCCGCCAGACCUCACAGGCACUUGGCAAGGGCCACCUGGAGACAUCGACUUGGGCAUCUGAAGGCCUGAAAUCUCCAGGUACAGGUUUGAAGAACUGGCAAGCAGCAAAGGAGCUGCUGACGCGAUGGUGCUGCUUAUUAAUCAUUCAUCAGUCCAGAGUCAUUCCACUUAGAGCUCUGGGCUCUAGACUCUUGGCCUCUCCUCUCCUCUGCACUCACCAGGACCCCCAGAACUGCAAGAGACAGCGCUCAAGCAAGCUGCCGCUGGGUGAUGCUCCGGGCGGCCUCAGUCGGAGCCGCGCUCGCCACAGCUGCUGCGCUCUGCCGGGUGGCGCCAGGCGGCGGGGAGCUGUGAGCUUGGAGCCUUGAGCCUAGGGAGGGCGCAGGCAGCAAGGGCGCAAGGUGAGCGCCCCAGCCGGCAGCCGCACCAGCCCUCUUCAGCUGGGAUGUUCCCCAAUGGCACCGCCUCCUCUCCCUCCUCUUCUCCAAGCCCCAGCCCAGGCAGCUGCGGGGAAGGAGCCUGCAGCAGGGGCCCGGGGUCCGGCGCUGCGGACGGCAUGGAGGAGCCUGGACGAAACGCUUCCCAGAACGGGACCUUAAGCGAGGGCCAGGGUAGCGCCAUUCUCAUCUCUUUCAUCUACUCCGUGGUAUGCUUGGUGGGACUGUGUGGGAACUCCAUGGUCAUCUAUGUGAUCCUGCGAUACGCCAAGAUGAAGACUGCAACCAACAUCUACAUUCUAAACCUGGCCAUUGCUGAUGAGCUGCUCAUGCUCAGCGUGCCCUUUCUGGUCACUUCCACGCUGUUGCGCCACUGGCCCUUCGGCGCACUACUUUGCCGCCUGGUGCUCAGCGUGGAUGCGGUCAACAUGUUCACCAGCAUCUACUGUUUGACUGUGCUUAGUGUGGACCGCUAUGUGGCUGUGGUGCACCCGAUCAAGGCAGCGCGCUACCGUCGGCCCACUGUGGCCAAAGUAGUGAACUUGGGCGUGUGGGUCCUGUCCCUACUGGUUAUCUUGCCCAUCGUGGUCUUCUCACGCACAGCAGCCAACAGCGAUGGCACGGUAGCCUGCAACAUGCUCAUGCCCGAGCCCGCCCAGCGCUGGUUGGUAGGCUUCGUCUUAUACACAUUUCUCAUGGGCUUCCUGCUGCCUGUCGGGGCCAUCUGCCUGUGUUAUGUGCUCAUCAUUGCCAAGAUGCGCAUGGUGGCCCUCAAGGCCGGCUGGCAGCAGCGCAAGCGCUCAGAGCGUAAGAUCACUCUGAUGGUGAUGAUGGUGGUGAUGGUUUUUGUCAUCUGCUGGAUGCCUUUCUACGUGGUACAGCUGGUCAACGUGUUCGCAGAGCAAGACGACGCCACCGUGAGCCAGUUGUCUGUCAUCCUCGGCUAUGCUAACAGCUGUGCCAACCCGAUCCUCUAUGGCUUCCUGUCGGACAACUUCAAGCGCUCUUUCCAGCGCAUCCUGUGCCUCAGCUGGAUGGAUAACGCUGCGGAGGAACCAGUCGACUACUACGCCACUGCCCUGAAGAGUCGUGCCUACAGCGUGGAGGACUUCCAGCCAGAGAAUCUGGAGUCUGGAGGCGUUUUCCGUAAUGGCACCUGCGCUUCCAGGAUCAGCACACUUUGAGCCCGGGCACUGCCCGGAGGGGGAGAAUGGUCAGAAAGGUGAAGCGCGGAAGCAGGUGGGAGGAAAUGAUAACGGGACACCAGGUGCUGUGGUAGUAGUGCCUGACAGCAAUGCAGCGUGUCUGGUUAGCUGGACCUAGGAAAGCUGUGUGACUAAGGUAAAAGGGAGAGAUUUGCGGAUUAACCGCGAAUGCCUUCAGGCCAUCUGGUAUUCUGAGCAACUCUGUUCUCCAAACUCAGUAACUUGCAUCCUCCCUCCCAAUUCUGCUAGUAUAAACUGCAAACUUAAUGUCGCCAGCUCAGUUUGACCCUUACCCUCUCAAGCUGAUAUUUCUGCUUCUUUUAAGCUGAGCCACGGUUACCAUCACGUGUUUCCUUGCGCUGAACCCUGUUCGCUGCGCAGGUCAGCGGGCCAGACUCUUUUCAGAGUGGCUACCAGACUGUCCCCAAUCACUGCUCUCCUUUUCGCAAGCCUUACUGUCAAGGAAGCCCAGCUCGAGGAUGGCCAGGCAACUGAUCUUUUCUACUCUCAGAGAAGGCACAUCUUCCCCUGGGCCCUUCCUCUGCUCCACUCCAUCCCGAGCAGAGCUGGGUGCUUAAGAAAAGGUCUUGUGCCCAGAUCGCCAGACUUGGUAUAGUCCCACCCACAUCCUCCUUUGGAGCAAAGAAGGAGCUCGGAGCAAGCAGAAGGGCAAGUUUGUAAGAUUCCUGGGUUGUGGGUGUGGGUACCAUAGAAGCCACGCUCCCACAGAGCUCAGGACCUGAGCAUUAGGCUCCAAAGUCCCAGCUAGGGGAGCUCCUGGCUGCUGAAUAACUUAGGCACCCUGGAGACUGGACCUGAAUUGCAAAGCAGUUCCUCUUAGAGUCCUCCUUAGAGUAACAAAAGAUUAGGUUGCCUGCUCCAAUGUAAAUUUCUAGCUCCUGCUCCAGUGACAAACUGCGGAGCCUUUGCCAAAGCUGGAUGGGCAGCUUCAGCUUGUCGGAUCCCUGAAGUUUUCUGCCUUUCAAGCGGUGCCUAUUAAGUUAUUUCUUGUUCAAUAUAUUUAUUUAUUUAUUUGUGGCGUUGAAAAAAAAGUGUGUUUCCACUUUCUUUCUCUGUAUUUGCCUAACAGGGCUGUUCUUGGGAAUCCUGGGGGCGUGGCGGUGUGGAAGGGAGCAGGGUGGAGAAUGUUCUCCUCUGCUCGCUGCCCCAAGAGCCCCUCAGAAGUUUGUCUCUCUUUAGCUCCACUCGCCUUUACUCAAUCCUUCCUGGUUUUGCUUGUGUCCAGUGAAGUUUGGCGAUUUUAAAAUAUAUUUUUUACAGUAGUUUUUGUCUUGCUAAAAUAAGUAAAUGGCAAUUUGGGUUAAUUUUUGUCGGUGCGGAGUGAAAGGCCUGAAUCCCUGGCAUCCCAGGAAACAGGGGAACAAAUCACAAGGUCUGUGAUGUGUGUGUGUGUGUGUGUGUGUGUGUGUGUGUGUGUGUGUGUGCUGCUAUGCACAAGUCACAUACAUAGCAUAUAUGUGUACACACACAUAUAUAAAGAGAGAUUUGUUAAUCUUGACAAACUGUCACUAGUCCAUGAAACAAUUAUAAGGACACCCCCAAUGUGACAAGUGUGACCUGAGCUGUAGCACUCAUUCUCUCAGAUCUGAGAAAUGUCAGAGACUCUAGUCACUGCUGGGGACACUGCUGCCUUUUUCUAUCCCAACAAAGGUGAUUCUCACAUAGACCCAGUAAGGGCAGUCACUCCUGUUGAGGAGUGGAAGUGAAACAAUUAUGUCUGCAUUUCUGACUACAGUUGAAACCCAAGCAGGACAAGGACCCAUCUUUUCACUCCUUUGCAUUUGCUGUAUUCUUGAGUAUGCUGGUUUGUAUAUAGGACCACUGAAAAGAGCUUGCUUGGCUGUUUAAGGAAACCAGUGUAUAUCAAUGGUCCUGGAACAGUGAACCUGGGGUUCACAGGUUCACACCGACCUGACACACAAUGGUUGAAUGCACUAUUGAAAAAGAUGUUUUGUGUACAUUUGCUUCAAGAACAUCAUGCUUUUCUAAAAGCAGUAACCAAGAGUUAAACUGUCUCUUAUGUUUUAUUUAAAUAAAUGAACAAACAUGCUUUUGAUCGUAAGUGAGAAAGUUUAGAUGUUUUCCUAAGAAUAGCAUAUAUAUAUACAUAUAUAUAUGUAUAUAUAUAUGCUUUUCUGUUGAAUAGAUUUUUUUAAUCGUUAAGAAGAGUGAACUUUAUAAACUGAAAUCUCCAUCAUUAUCAUCUUAACAGGAUAAAAAUGUAGUGUUCUUAACCUGUAAUUGUAACUGAAUAAACAGAUGUAUUAAGCUGUU
This is a messenger RNA of Mastomys coucha (southern multimammate mouse), 4666 nucleotides long. RefSeq names its product somatostatin receptor 1 (gene Sstr1). Gene Ontology annotation, cellular component: membrane; neuron projection. The transcript is spliced from 2 exons. The coding region runs from base 1175 to 2350 and encodes 391 amino acids. Lineage: Eukaryota; Metazoa; Chordata; Mammalia; Rodentia; Muridae. The record is from RefSeq and is a predicted model, not a curated record. Gene Ontology annotation, molecular function: neuropeptide binding; somatostatin receptor activity. Gene Ontology annotation, biological process: cellular response to estradiol stimulus; neuropeptide signaling pathway.